Messenger RNA from Pelobates cultripes (western spadefoot toad), 41598 nucleotides. The record is from the annotation of a GenBank genome assembly. NCBI's taxonomy places the organism in Eukaryota, Metazoa, Chordata, Amphibia, Anura, Pelobatidae.
CUCGCUUUUCCGCUUCCCUGUCGCGUCGCAAGUUAUCGCGAGAAAUCCAGAGAAGGGAGAGAGAGGUGUAGUUGCUGUGGCCGAGGAGAGUCGCUGAGCUCGGCCGGAAGAAGCAGCACAGAGCCAGUAAAGGGGCCCCAGCUCUGAGCCGCCCUCCCUGCACACCUCUCCCACCCCCCACUCUCAGUCUGAAAGCCAUCCGGGCGACCUGGAUACCCGAACACCGUGAGCUCGCCCUCCCAUCAUCCCAUCCCCCAACUGGGUGAGAGCUCCGCCAUCAGCCCCUCUGGGUGGGGAAGGAAGCCAUAGGGGGGUCUGAUUGUCUCACACUACGGCCAUGAUCCAGACCUCGACUGGCUAAUCGGUAUCGGUAAGGGCUGCCGCAUCGAUUAUCGCCAUCAGCAUAACCGGGGCAGGGGGGAGGUGGUGGUGGUUAAUCAGGGGUGGGGGAUGGGGUGUAUUUACCUCCUCUCUCUGUCCAUGGCUCAUCUGACAUUUCUAACACUCAGUAAUAUCACAUCUCGCUUAUUCACUAAACUGCGAGUUGGAUGGCCGUGUCCUAAAAUUGGGGCAGAAAUAGCUGAAGUGGACAAUUUCUAGCACUCCAGUAAAGAGAGAGAGAGAGAUUGGAUAACUUUUAUAACCUGAGUUUUUGUUUUUUUUAAAUUAUUUAUUUUUUUGUUGUCACAUUUGUUUUUAAAUUCUAUAGUGAAGGUUUAGUGAAUAAGCUAUAUAUAUAUAUAUAUAUAUAUAUAUGUGUGUGUGUGUGUGUGUGUUUGGUUUGUGUUUUUUUUAACCUUUUUAUUGGGUUUCUCUGCUGCUCUUGUUGGCCAGAUUGAUGCCAGUGCAUGAUCCACUUUAGGGAUCUGCAUAAAUGAUAAACAGGGUUUUGCAGGAAAAAAAAUAAAUUAUGCUGAUCAAUAUUUAAUGUCUCAACAUUGGGAGGAGCAGAAACACAAUCUAAGGUUUCUCUAUUCCUAAUCUCACCUCCUUUGAGACGUAAUAUUGAUGUUUUUAUGCAGCAUCAUUGGGUUUUAUGAGCCACAUAGUAAUAUUUUAUAAGGGAAUGGUAGUAAAACAUUUUAAAUGUCUAAUGAUCUGCAUGUCUUGUUAUUUAGUAAUAUCUAAGUACUCAAGAGGCAUGUUUGUUGCUAUGUGUUUUAUUUAAUAUUUUUUAAAUUCUAUUUUUUUUUCUCCUGACUUUGUUUUUUUUUUUUUUUAAAUACACAGAUUGUUCUAGUUUUCAUUGGAUUCUUGCAUUGCAGUUUACAACAUGUCUGAUUAUUAUGCUUUAUUUCAAAUCUUUAUUUUUUUCUACUUUUUACUAAAAAUGUACCAUACAUUACUGCACUGACUGUACUGUUAUUUAUGACUUCUGACACACACAGAAGGUUUAGAUAGCUGGAUUGCUUUCGGGUGCCUAUUUCUGGUCUGUGAAAUGUACACAUUUUGACAGCAAUAUAGCACACAAACUACUAACACUAAAUUGUAGCUAAUUAAAAUCCAAAUGGCAAAAUUGAGGCUUGAAUUGUGAAGCUAGAGUCAGUGCAUUAUUACAGAUCAGCUAUUUAUGCCUCAAUUUUAUUACUCCGAUUUGAAUAUGCUACAUUUGUGGGUUUAGUGAAUAAACCACAGUGCAGAUUUUUUUUUAAAGUUUAUUAUGCAGAAUCCACGUUAUUGUGCGAAGGGUUUGUUUUCCUGCUGAAGCAGAUAUUUUAAUGAACUGUAAAAAUAGAAUUUUUAGAUUCUAAGCUUGUUUGUACUGGGCCCCACUUCACUUACUGUUCCAGUAUGUUAAUCAUGUUUUGCUUGAAUGUAGUGUCUGUCUUGUUUACAUGUUGUACAGCGCUGCUGCAUAUGUUAGUGUUAUAUAAAUAAUUGUAAUUUGAAAAAAAUGUUUAUUAAAUACUCACCAUGGAGUGUCCUUGUUUUAGUGGUGACAAAUUUGUAGGAUUUUGUGUACUGUACACUUGUGCUGUUAACACUUAAUGUGGAUAAAGCCUACUUGGUUAUUGUCAUGAAUACACGUAUACCAUUAUAAAGUGUAUAUGCUGUCUCUGACUGCUAACCUUGUUGGUGUACUAUAUGUGUUUUAAUGCCUUUAUGACUGAAAUCUGCAACAUAAUAAUAUAUAGCAAAAUCUGUCUUUCUUUACUAAAAUGCAGGUUGUGAGUGCUAUGAUUAUUGAUUCAUUUUGGUUAUUGUUGCAUCUGAAAGAGGUAUAUUAUUAAGCAUAUAUUUUAUUCGCUGUCAAUGGUUAAAGUUGAUGGCACAUUGCAGGUUUUGGUUUUAAACUUUUUCUUUUGUUCCUCUAUUUCUCAUUGGUUCUUAUUAAUUUUAUUAUUUGUAAUAUGUAUCAUUUUUACUUAUAUACACACACAAACCCCUAGGGUAGGCAACCUUUGGCAUUUUAGAUGUUGUGAACUGUGUGCUGGAGUGCUGAGGGUUGCAUACCACUGACAUAGGGAAUACAUUUUUUUUUUUUUUUUUUUACCCCUCAUGAGGAUUGUGAUACAAUUGAUCAAAAGAAUCCAACGGGAGUACAAACUGCAGACAUCAUGGACAGAGGAGAACAAAAUGGAGGCACUCGGGUGUUGAAAUCCAGCGUAAAGCAGAACCUUUUGUAGAUAAGUGGCAGUGGAGGGAGCAAACUCCCAAAGAUACAAAGGGCAUGAGGGCAUUAUGGGCUGAAAGAAAAAAACAAAAAACAUGGCAGUGCCACUUCAAUGGCCUAUCUAAACAAGUUCACACAAAUCUUGCUUUAAUAUAUAAAAACUAACAGGGUUAUUCACUAAGCUGGGUGUUGACCGGGGAAUAUACAUUUAUAUCCAAGUAGCCAAAUUAGAAAUAAUAUUUAAUCACAGCUAUUUUCGUCAGCUAGUCUGUUUUGACUUAAAGGACCAAUAUAGUGCCAGGAAAACAUACUCGUUUUCCCGACACUAUAGUGCCCUGAGGGUGCACCCACCCUCAGGGUCCCACUCCCGCCAGGCUCUAGGGGGAGGAAGGGGUUAAAUCUACCUCUUUCUCCAGCGCCGAGGUGGGGGACUCUCCUCUUCCUCCAUAGUGACGUCGUCAGCUGAAUGUGCAUGCGCGGCAGGAGCCGCGUGUGCAUUCAGCCAGUCCAUAGGAAAGCAUUCACAAUGCUUUCCUAUGGACACUGGCGUCUUCUCACUGUGAAAAUCACAGUGAGAAGCGGGGAAGCGGCUGUCAAUGAGACAGCCACUAGAGGCUGGAUUAACCCUUUUAUAAACAUAGCAGUUUCUCUUAAAUGGCUAUGUUUACAGAAAAAAGGGUUAAACCUAGCUGGACCUGGCACCCAGACCACUUCAUUAAAGGACCACUAUAGUGCCAGGAAAACAUACUCGUUUUCCUGGCACUAUAGUGCCCUGAGGGUGCCCCCACCCUCAGGGUCCCCCUCCCGCCCAGCUCUGGAAGGGUGAAAGGGGUAAAAACUUACCUUUUUCCAGCGCUGGGCGGAGAGCUCUCCUCCUCCGAUCCUCCUCUUCUCCUCCCCGUCGGCUGAAUGCGCACGCGCGGCAAGAGCUGCGCGCGCAUUCAGCCGGUCACAUAGGAAAGCAUUCAUAAUGCUUUCCUAUGGACGCUGGCGUGCUCUCACUGCGAAAAUCACAGUGAGAAGCACGCAAGCGCCUCUAGUGGCUGUCAAUGAGACAGCCACUAGAGGAAAUAGGGGAAGGCUUAACCCAUUCAUAAACAUAGCAGUUUCUCUGAAACUGCUAUGUUUAUGAAAAAAUGGGUUAACCCUAGCUGGACCUGGCACCCAGACCACUUCAUUAAGCUGAAGUGGUCUGGGUGCCUAGAGUGGUCCUUGAAGCUGAAGUGCUCUGGGUCCCCAUAGUGGUCCUUUAACAUUUGCAAUUUCCUGUUUGGUGAAUAUCCCAGUAAGAUAUGAUUCAAAAGAUAGAAAUUGCAUACAUAUAAAGGGUUACUUUAUGUACAAUAAAAACUUUUGUAUUGUGCAAAGGUUAUGGUGCAGGGAGGACGCUGUACCCGGUAUCUCUGCUGCAAAUCUCAGACGUCAAUAGGAAUCUUCUACUUCUUCUUUUGCCAUCCUAAAUCAACAUGUUCAGUUCCUUUAAGUAUAUACAAAAUAACAAAUGCGCAAAACUGCAUGAAGAAUAGGUUUAGUCAUUCUUGGAACGUUGUCACACUAGUCCUGAACUGUGUACAGUGGGAUAUUACACAAUUCUUCAAGAUGAUUCUGUAACUUUUUGAGUGCUGGAACAGAAAAUCAACUUCACAUUUUUCUCCAGAACAGCAAGUAAAAGUUCAGUGGUGUUUAGAUCUGCUAGUGAUCGAAGUAAUGGGAGGCAUAGACUCCAGCGCGUAUUACGUCAUUCUCAUCCUGUAAUGAGAAAUCUGUCUUGGCAUCUUAAGGUGCAUCUGGUCCUGUAAAAUAGCCUUAUUAAGUGUUCUUGCAUAGCAAGACCACUUAAUGCUAUCUCACAUAUAUAUUAUUCAUAUUAUAGCCAAAUUUACCACCCUAACUCCUCCCACAGUUUUUACACUACAUAGACCGUAAUAGACUGAAACAUGCGGAUUGUUCCUGAUCGGAUUGCUAUUACUUUGUGGAACGUUUCGCCGAAUGGUUCACGGAAUAUCGUCAUUCUUGUGGCGAACUUGGUCCCAUAGGAAUGAAUGGCAAAGCUAGAGUGGGAGCUGGCAAAAGCUGAAAAAUCAGGACAUGAUUUCUAAACUGCCACCACUCCCUCAUUUUCAGGCCCACCUACACAAACCUUAUAUCAAAACGUUCAGCUAUCCCUGCUGACACUAAACAUGUCAACGGCUAAGCCGUAGUCCUGAUUUCACAAUAUGACCAUUUGUUUGCGACUCACGCCGUCCAUUGACAUUCAUUGAAACUCUACUCUACAAGCUCAAACUUGAAGAGCAAUUUCUAAACUGUGACUGUGCCUUCAUUGUUAAUAUUUCAGAGAUAUACUAUGCAUCAAAAUGUAGGUCUGGGUCUUGUGAUUCUCACAAUAUAAAGCUCUUCGCUGUAGGAGUUAUAGUUUUUAAAAUACGACCAUUUGAAGAUGGCAACCGCCAAAAUACUCUGACCUGUGCCAGGCUGGAGCAGCAAGUGAUGUCAUAGACAGGGCCUUUUGUACACCUGCUAAUGUUUUUAUAAAUGUAUGGUUUAAUGUAACUGUGAAGCACUUUGGGCAACAACGUUGCAAUUAAAUGUGCUGUAUAAAUAACUAAUAAGUUACUCUGCCCACUCCAGUUGUAGGCUACUGGUGGAGGCAAGAACACUUCACACAAUUUCCCCAGAAAUUGUAGCUUUUCUAGUAUCUUUUGUUGUUGUUUGCUUGUGCAAAGCAAUCAUCACAGUUAAUGACUCAUUUGAUAUGAAUUCCAGUUGCAUUAUGGAUUCCACACCUUGUUUAAUUUAACACUGUAAUGUUGUCCCUCUGCAUAAAUUGCAAUAAUUAACAUUGCAGGGCUUAGGUGACAGGAGCACUGCUCUCAGACCACUUCAUGACAUGAUGGUCUGGGGCCUAGAGUGUUCAUAUAACUUUUAAUUUUUUUGGCCAAAGGCAUCUUUUGGAUUUCCAAUUUGUCUUGAUGUACAUAAGAACAUACUGUUUUUGAUUGCUUUGGGAUUCAGGCGUUGUGUUUUUGUCCAGGUUAUGUGUCCUUGUGUGUUGACUUUGGAUACGUUCAAUCUGUCGGUGGCAGCCCAGCCAUGCAAUACAGUUUUGUUUUCUAGAUUUAUUUAUUCAUUUUUCCAGGCCAGAGAGGAGCUAAAUCAAUGUUGUUACUUUCUAACUCUACCUACUGUGUUGUUUACUAGUUAUCUUGUGAGAAUGUAAUUAUUCCUGUUAAUUAUUGAAAUGUGACCACUCCUCUCUGCAUAUGAAGUUUGUUCAUCUGUUGUCUGUAAUUUAUAUUUCGAAUUUACAGUUUUUGUUUAGUUUGUGUACUAGCUACUAGGCCUCUUUGACAUUCUUAGUUGCUGUUUGUAUUUUCAAAGUAUCCCGAGGCAAUAUGGUACAUUUUGAACACCUGAUGCAUACUGCCAAUUGGCCAUCAGUUUAAUUUGACUCAUAUUUAUUGAUUUAUUUACCAUUUUCGUUCAGGAAUUAUGAUUUAAAGACAAUGUUAUCUAUUUGAUGCUGAAUGGUUGGCAGCUGUGUGUGAUUACAGCACUCUCAGUAUGUGUAUGUGUGUCUGUAUGUAUUCUAUGCACAGCAUUUAGGUCCUUGUCUAAAAAGAUUAAAGGAACACUAACGUGUAUUCCUAAUGCAAGCCUAUAUUCCUAACGUUUUAGUGUGCGAUUCCGUAUUUUGAUUAAGCUUCUCUAUAUGAAAGAAAAGAAAAAUGUAGAAAGGGGUUUUACUCAUCCAGUUCCUGCGGCUGCCUCAUCUACCUUCUGUGACAUCCCGGACAAGAAGGGAGUGCUGCGCUUGUCCAGUCAAAUGCUUUUCAUAGGGAAUCAGUGAAUCCAAUGCUUUCUUAUAAUCAGCAUUUGAUGAUGUUCAACAUUAAAAGAACACUAUAACGUUAGGAAUACAAAAAUGUAUUCCUAACGUUAUAGAGCCCUAGUCUCCUAAACGGUGACUAGGGCACUGUUCUGUGGCGAAUAAAUGGUUAAUUAAGCAUUGGUUUGCUUACCUUAAUCCAGCGCCAGGCUCCUGCCGCACUGGUGACCUCUCCUCCAUCGACGUGCACUCCCAAGUGGAGCCCAAAGCGCGUGUGCAUUCAAACCCGCCUCUAGGAAAGCAUUACCUAUUGGGAUCUGUUUUGACGCUGGACUCCGUGAGGACGUCCAUCGUCAAAUAAGUGCGAUUUACUCAGUGUAAAUCGCUAGAAGCACCUCUGGUGGCUGUCAAGGAGACAGCCACUAAAGCCUGGAUUAACCCUGCAGUGUAAACAUUGCAGUUUCUCUAAAACUACAGUGUUUUCUAUUGCAAGGUUAAGGGGACAGGAACAAUGCACCCAGACUAAAAUCAGUAAAGUGGUCUGGGUGCCUGUAGUGCCUUUUUAAUCCAUCAUGUCUUUUUGUCACUGCUGUACUCUGGCGCAUGCACAUGACUCAAUUAUAUUUUAUGAGACCAUGAGAUCUUUUCUAGAACUACUAGUACAGGGCACACCUGUGACUAGUAUUGGCUGCUGAAAAUGGACAAAAGCUGGUGGUAGAAGUUUUUCUUUUUUUCCAAUAUUGUAAACCUUAGCUUGGCACAUAAGACAAGUCCCUGCUUUGCCUUUUAUCUUUUGGACACAUUUAGAUAGUGAAUUUUGUCUUUAUGAAAUACUCAGAUAUGACAGACUCUUUAAAGGAACAAAUGUGUAUUCCUAACCCUAUAGUGUUAAAAACACAUUUAAGCCCCCAACCUCACCUUAAAGGAUCACUAUUGGGUCAGGAACACAAAUGUGUAUUCCUGACCCUAUAGUGUUAAAACCACCAUCUAGCCCCCCUGGGCCCAUCAUGCCUCCAUAAAUAUAGCAAAAUCUUACUUUAUUUAAGCCAGAAGCUGUAUCUCUGCAUGCGGUUUGCCUAAAAAACAAAACAAAAAAAACAAGCAGUCUGCUGACAUCAUCAGAAGUGGUAGCGUGAUCCAAUCACAAUGCUUCCCCAUAGGAUUGGCUGAGACUGACAAGGAGGCUGAUCAGGGGCAGAGCCAGCAUGAUUCAAACACAGCCCUGGCCAAUCAGCAUCUCCUCAUAGAGAUGAAUUGAAUCAAUGAAUCUCUAUGAGGAAAGUUCAGUGUCUGCAUGCAUAGGGAGGAGACAGUGAAUGUUUGGAUGCAUUUUAGGCAGCCAUGACCCAGGAAGGAUCUCUAACAGCCAUCUGAGUGGCCAGUGAAGUUAUCACUAGGCUGUAAUGUAAACACUGCAUUUUCUCUGAAAAGACAGUGUUUACAGCAAAAAGCCUGAAGGUAAUGAUUCUACUCACCAGAACAAAUUCAAUAAACUGUAGUUGUUCUGGUGACUAUCGUGUCCUUUUAAAUAAGUAGAAAAUUUAUCUUUUUUAAUACAAUGCAGCUUGGAUCUGCUGACCCUGGGCCUUGUCCCCGAUCCACUUUCUUGGCUGAGAUCACCAGCAUUGGUGAUCUUAGCCUAUCCAGUGCUUUCUCAUGGGGAAUGUUUAGCGUUUUCGGGCAGAGAGUGGAUAUUGUGUAGCACUGACCCAGGAAGCACCUCUAUUGACUGCCACUGGAGGUGUCCCUAGGCAGCAAUGUAAACACUGCAGACUACUCACCAGAACCACUACAUUAAGCUGUAGAUGUUCUGGAGACUGAAGUGUCCCUCUAAGAACCACUGUUAUGUACACAUCCCAAUGUCGGCUUUCCUGUGGCCUAAAAAAAAUAAAUGUGAAAUAGAAUUGUUAUUCUUCUAAAGCGAUUCUACAUAUUUUAGCAUUUUCAUUUAAUUUUCUCAGUUGUUUAUCACAGUGAGAGUUACUGCAUGUUGAUGCUAUGCGAAAGAUGACUUUCUUAGCAUCCCAAUGCUAAACUCUCAUUUAGUUAUUAUUGAGCUUGUCUGUGUUUUCAGGAGUUAUUUGUACAGCCUGUGAUGUAGAACUGUACAGCUUUGUUCCAUUUAUCCAUGUCAAGGGGUACUGCAAUGUUAAUUCUCUUGUUAUGUGGCUGGCUGCCUCUAGCAUACAUGAGUGGAAAAUUAUACCGAGAGAAGAGUAACCGUUUGUUAAAGUGAUAGAUUUUUAUGGCCUGUGGCAAGCUGUUGGAAUAGCAUCUAAAGUGUGAGAUGGAGUCAAGGCCUUCAUCUUGAAAUAUCAGAUCUGCCAUAAACAGUAAUGGAAAGACAUUACAAAUAAUGUAAACUUGCAAUUCUUAUACUAUGUAAAAUCAUUGGACAUUCCGGUGUGUAUUUGGUGAUAAGCCGCUCUUGUUGAUUAUUGGCUUGAUUUAAAAAUGGAUUCUAUACUGUUGAGUCUGUAGUUUAGGUUUGUCAUAUAUUUAUAUCUUUUGGGAACCAACCAGACAUGUUGAUCAAGAUAAAUGUUACUUCUGUCGUGUGGUUUGCUGUAUCCUGUUAGUAUUGUUUUAAAGGAUACUCUAAGCACCAUAACCACUAGGGUGCUCCUGCUGGCGCAUUGCAUCAGUUUACACUCUCAGCCAAUGAAUCAUUUCACAAAAUGAAUGUUGCUAAUGCCACAGUAUAAACAUCUCAUUGGCAUAUCCUCAGAAUGUAAGCUCAUUGAGCAGGGCCCUCCACCUCUCCGUUCCUGUACGUCCAUUGUACAGCGCUACGGAAUCUGAUGGCACUAUAUAAAUAAUAAAAUAAUAUCCUUAUUUACCAGUAAUACCACAGGAGCCUGAGUCAAGUUAAUGUCAAACUGUUCAUAAGCAGUGCAACAGCUUACCAUGGGAUGGCGCCUGGGUAUUCUUGCCACCAUAACUACAUUCACUGCUUUGAGCAAGACUUUGCAAUUACUUUUAUAAAGUAUAAUUUCCAUGUUUAGUGAAUCUACAGCUAUUGUGCAAGAUAAUUAAAUCCUGGUACACCACUCCUUUGAGGCUCAGAGUUGAAAAAGUGGCAUUAUAUGUAGUCAACAUCAGUCAGCAAUAUUUUUGGUAAUAUAUUUUUGUUUAAUACAGACUCUGGUUUCCUCUGUAGUACACACUACUUGUGGGAAGCUGUUCAUUUGCACUUUGCUCCUAUCCUCAAGAGGCCAGGUCUCCAUAAUUUUGCAUUAGCAUAGGUGAUUUAGUUAACAUUGCCAGGAGGUCAAGGAUGAGGGCUGUAGCCUAGGGCAAUUUCUUAUGACAAAUGUUGUUUUCCAGGUUCCAUAACAACGCAGAGUUUCCACAGUAAUCAUGUUUGAGCACAGCUAGAUUCGUCAGAAUGGCAGUGACUGAUAAUCCAGUAUCCUACUCAAACAGAGCUAUGCUUAUGUCUUUUGGGGGAAAACCGAUUUUUAGCACAAAUUCUUGAGGCCCAGGGUUGAUAAAUACAGCCUCUGGGUGUCUCCUACAGACCAUAUUGUAUUCUAGUCUAGUUUCUUAUAUUUUAAGGUUCCAGGUGCAAGUGAAUCUCUUUGUUGUACAUGUAACCGUUGUACUAUAGUGCUAAAUACUUGUGUCCCUCAUUUCUAAGUGAAUGAUUUUCUGUUCCCAUUGAAAAUACUUGUAUUUUUUUUCUUCUUCCCCCACAAAUUUGUCACUUCGGAUGUAUGGGGGGAAAAAGGGUGCUAAUUGAGCCUUUUUAAAUGAAUUUAUUUUAUUUUUUUGGGAGAAAAUUUCCAAUCAUGGUAAGAGCAUUAUUCGGUGCUUUCCUAUGGGGAUGCUGGAGGUCCUCGUGUAUAGCGUGAGGACAUCCAGCGUUGUUUAAAACGCUUUGUAUUCUAAGAACACGGAAGUCCCUCUAGUGGCUGUCUGAUAGACAGCCACUAGAGGAGGACUUAAGCCUACUUCAGAAGGAUAUUGAUAUCUUAGAGAGGGUUCAUGAAUUACAGGAUAACCGUUACAAGGAAAGGUUAAAGGAUCUUAACAUGUAUAGCUUGGCGGAAAGACGAGACAGGGGGGAUAUGAUAGAAACAUUUAAAUACAUAAAGGGAAUCAACACAGUAAAGGAGGAGACUAGGGAGGAGGACAUAGUCUUAAAUUAGAGGGACACAGGUUUAAAAAUAAUAUCCGGAAGUAUUACUUUACUGAGAGGGUAGUGGAUGCAUGGAAUAGCCUUCCAGCUGAAGUGGUAGUGGUUAACACCGUAAAGGAUUUUAAGCAUGCGUGGGAUAGGCAUAAGGCUAUCCUAACUAUAAGAUAAGGCCAGGGACUAAUGAAAGUAUUUAGAAAAUUGGGCGGACUAGAUGGGCCGAAUGGUUCUUAUUUGCCGUCACAUUCUAUGUUUCUAUGUUUAAGGUAAUUAUUGCAGUUUAUAAAAACUGCAAUAAUUACACUUGCAGUGUUAAGGGUGGUGGGAGUUGGCACCCAGACCACUCCAAUGGGCAGAAGUCUGGGUGCCUGGAGUGUCUCUUUAAUAAAUACAACAGUAAGUUUGCCAAUUAAUACCAGAGUAACCGUGUGUGUAGUGUGAGAGAGAGUUUAGGGAGUAGGAUAGGGGCUGUGUUUUGUGGUGGGAAGCAGCUUUUUAUUAUAUUUAUUUUUAUAAUAUUUUAUUUUAAAGUUUAUUCCCCCAUCCAUGUUUCUUACCUGGUCAGGGAAAUGGGUAGUCUUCAACUUUCCCUUGUUAUCUAUAAUUGUUGGUGGAGAGCAAUCUUAAUGUGUGUAGUUUAUACUGUGGUGUGUUUUAUAAAUGGAUUGAGAGCAGAAAUGAAUAAACAUGUAUCUCUUCUUAUUUGGUGGGUAGACCUGAAAUGCCUCUGAGAAUACAUUACUCAUCUGCAUAUACCAUCUGUUGCCAUAGAUGACAUUACAUCAUAAUUUAUCCGCUCUACAGAUAUAGGACAGAGAAAAUCCUUUAUGGUGCUGAAGUGCUUUGCUUAUCUGUUUUCAGUUCUUUUAUUACAGAUUUAAUGUUCUACCACCUUUAUAUGACAUAUUGUGAUAUAGCACAAGGUAAUUGGAUCUGUACGGUAUAUCCUAGGGCAGUGGUAGGCAACCUAUGGCACAUAUGCCAUGCACGACACUCAAGGCUGCCCGAGCCAAACAGGCUCUGGCCUGUCAGGAGUCCCAGUGAAACUUCAGAUAUACGAAAAUGUGGUGAAGGACAUUCCUCAAUUCAUGUAUUGCAGCACUUGUGAAUGGGAAUCCAUACAGUAGUAGAGCAGCUCGCACUUGCUGUUGCAGCUCCUGUCCUUGACCUGUAACUGGCCAGCCUGCUCCCCACUAGAACCCAGGGAAGCCAUCCACACUGCUAGAUAUACACAGAAAUGCAGAAUCACAGCGCACACACAAACAUACACACAAUCUGCACAAACUCAACACCACUAACAAUCUACAUACAUGCACAGAACCCUACAUGCAGCCUCUCACAUUUAAUACCCCAAACAUAUACACACACUACCAAACACACAAUGUUACAAAUCCAUCCCCACUCAAUUACUCAAGCAGCCCUCUUAGCCCACAUUCAUAGGUACACAAUACCACAAACUACUCAUGGACAUAUGCUAUGGGACAUCACAUUAGGUUGCCCACCCCUGUCCUAGGGUAUGUAAAAUGAACCAUCCACUGCUAAUUACAAAAUAAAAAACAAUGUUUAGUAGAUAUACCUCAACUGAAAACAUGCAUGCGUUUAAUUAUGCAUUUUUUUUUUCCAUUGGAGGUAUAUAUAAAAAGAGCUUACAAAAACUGCAGAUAUUCCGCCCAGACUUUCUGUGGCUGUCCAAUCACAGACUUCCCAAUGCAGCUCAAUGAGAAGUCUUUGCGAGGCAGGUGCUCUGGGCAAUUGCUGCCUCUUUAGUUUAGCUCGACUGAGCUAAACAAACCAGGAGGUAACAUCGCCCAUUGUCUGAUUUGAAAGGCAAGGGGGUAUAAGCUUGUAAAUUUAUAAAAGUGUACCUUUUUAUUGAAAUCAGCACUUUUUGCAAAAUGAAAAAAAGGCACACACUCUUCAAUCAUAAAGCAUGCCAGCAAGCUUAAGUGCGUUAGGGGUCUGGAAUGUACCUUUUAAGGUUGAACGUUUAUUUCGAAAUCAAAUUUAUACAACAACUAAUGGCCAUUAUCAGUCAAGAAGAAAUUUACAAAUAACUUUAUAAUUAAAUUAAGUAAAAGUCUCCUACCCUUUCCCCAUCAGCCUGACUGGAAUUAUUUGUAGUUUCAAAGUGCAUCAUAUGUAAAUCAUCAACUUGAGUAAAUUGUGUAGUCUUAGAGAGUAGUUGGUAAAAACUAUUUGUAGACUUGUAGGUCUCAAUGACUUUUAAUAAUGGAUCUAGAAAAUUAAUUUAAGGGGACUGGUAUUGAAGGAAUUAUCCUGAGAUUAGUAAUAAAUCACAAGCCUGAUUUUUUUUAUUUUUUUUUUAAUCACAAACCAAGGUAGGUGAAUGUCAGAUAAAAUUAAUUUGUUCCCAUAACCUCAUUAAAAAAAAACUUGGAGUACUGCAACCGGCCUACCUGGAUAGUGGAAACAAAUCACCCUUUGUAUACAGAGGAGAUCUAAGACUGGAGCAGGGAUGCACCUUUAAAUGAGUCGUGGGGAAGCCCUGCCAACAUUUGUAUUUUUAAAAUAUUUAUGUGGUUAUACCUGCUUUUCUUUUUGUUGCUGUCUUUGAAAGCUAUUAGAUUAAAAGUAUUUUGUAGUGAGAUUCCCCCAUACAUCCCCCAUAUGAGUCUUUAAGAAAAUUGAGUGUAAUUAAUAUUUAAUACUGGCACCUUAGUUUAGCUGACACUGUAUUCCGUUUAUAUUGAAAAUAUUAGAUGAAGAUAGCUUGUGGAGACAUGUUUUACUAUUAAUAACAUACAAAAUAUUGGCCCCAGCAGCACCCUAUAAUGUAUGCAUGUUCAGGUGAGUGCAGCCCUCUUGGUUAUAUAUAGUUAUAUAAAUAGGAUCACACCUUCACAUGUGUAGCUUUUUAGAGUACCUCUAUGCUAAAGAAUGAUGGCUUAUUGCAUCUAUUUUGACACGCAAAAGCAAUAAAUAAAAAAAUGAAAACUUAGAGUAUAUUUUAGUAUGGUAUUUGAGGGUUAUCUGAGGUCUAGCUGGCUCAUUGUCAUUCAUUCUUGCUUAUAACUCUAUUGUGAAAGAAAUAACACAGAAUAUUUUUUGUUUUUCUUGAGACUUGCAAUUAUAAUAUGCUUGUAUAUGGUGGUAUGCAUCUCACAUGUAAGAGGAAACAACAUUUCAAACUGUGUAAUAUUAGUAUACGUGGUUUUUUUUUUGUUUUGUUUUUUAACCAAGACUUUCCUUUCCUUUUAGAAAAACAAAAAACUUUAUGGUAUCUUAAAUGGAAAUAUACAGUUUAUACUUUUUAAUAUAUAUGCCCCCUUAUUCCUUUCUGUGUGAAGCAUUCUACCUCAGUUGCUGACAGUCACUGGGCCUGGUGUCAUGAAUUUUGCUACAGAGUGGCCGUAAUACACAUUUUUUAAUUUGAGGUGGCAGUCUGUAUUAAACACAUGUGCACAGAUAGAAUGAUACCUGUAUUACAAACCCAUGUAAAAUCAUCACUCUGGCUACGGAAAGGAACAUGGUGUUUAUUGAAGAAAAGAGAGAUUUUUGGAAUAGAUAUUGAGUUUCCCUAUUUUUGCAGAACCUAACUGCUAACUAAAAGUUAGUUAUGGAUUGGACUUUUUUUUGACAGUUUUUUUUUUAAAUUUUCUUUUUAAUGUAAAUACUUCAUCAGGCUCUUACAAUGGCAAGUAUGCUUUUGGGAAGGUGCACAGCAGUAAACCACUGGACAGAAAACAGAGUAGUUGAUGAAUGUUUCCAGAACCCUAUAAUGGUUAUUCAGUAUUAUGAAUCCUUUAUAUUACAAUUGUGUGGUGUGGGGUUUUUUUUUUUUUUUUUCUUACUUGGGUCUUAUAGCAGCAGUUUCUAGAAGUGUGACUUUCUAUAGGCUGUUAUGCCCAUACUACAUAGCGAGUAAAUUAGUGGGAGGCGUGUAUACUUUGCAGGAUUUAGAAACCAUGAUUUGACCUUGAUUUUAAUUAAAAAAAUUCUCAUUGCACAUUGAGAGCCACAGCCACUCUCCCAACAUGUUUGUUACGAAAUAGGGGCAGCACUAUAGUUGCUAAUGAUGUAUUGUCAGAUUGCGUAAUGUCAGUUUUAUUGGAUAGUGGGACUCCGUAUAUGUAGCAAAGGUGUGACUACUGCUGUCACGAGAAUAUCAAGAUAUUCAAAUUUAUACUUUUUAAUAUCAAGCUUCUGACUCAGUUUAGUUUUAUUGAUUUUUAGUAUCAUACCAGCCCAGGUGUGUGUUUUAUGUAGCCUGUUACUCAAAGUUAUUAUGAUUUUUUUAUUUUUUAUUUUUAUUUUUUACAACUUUUUAAAGAAUAUGAAAUAACCCGGUGCACUAUAACCACUUUUCUUUUGCAGUGAUUAAGUCUGUGAUAGUGUACACAGUCCUAUCGAACUUAGGCUUGCAAUUAUGCUAGAAUAAUAUGUAUAAUUUUUUUUUAAUGCACAAUUCAAGACCAUGUCAACUCAUUGAUGAUCAUACCUUGAUUGAAAUGUAUGUGAAUAAAAGUGCACCAACACUGUAUGUUAAGACAAUGAAUUGUUACUACUCUUCAGCUCUGAGGUUUGUCAUAAUGUUGGAUGUCAAUUGAGAAUCUAUAAAACUUCUGUGGUUAUCAGCGUGCUAACUUUUUUUUCUACUUUUUUUUUUUUUUGUAGACCUCCUUGAGGGACAUCUUGCCACCAUAGGAUCUUCUACAUGCAAGAGAGAUUAUACCUUUUAUAUAAGCGGAUAUGAAGAGUGAGGUUCCUUCAGAUGCACCGAAGAUACAGGAAAACUUAAAAGGGGUGCUCCUAAACCCUGAGUCUAUUGGGGCAGCCAAGAAUUUUCCAGCAGAGGUGGAGAUGAUUGCUAGCAAGGUGGGCAAUGAGUUCUCACACUUAUGCAGUGACUCUAGUAAACCACAGAGAGACUUGGGUAGCAGUGGACCCGAACAAGAGAAAAACCUUGUGGUGAGGAAAAAGCGAAAAAGCCAGCAGGCUGGCCCUUCUUAUGCUCAAAGCUGUGAGGUUAAGGAAAACCAGAGACUGUUAGAAAUAAGACUAGAGCCUCAAAGUAAUGAAGACAACGAUUCUUCCUUCAGUGAUUGCGUAUCUUCACCUUCAUCUAGCUCUCAUUUUGGAGACUCUGACACUAUGACAUCUGAUGAGGACAAGGACAUUCCUAGGAGAUUCUCUCCUUCAGGGGUUAACACAGCAUCUAGAACUCAAAGUGCAAGGGCUCAGAAGUGGCCCCGUCCUCAGACAGACUCUGUGCCUACUAUGCUUAUGAAGCGGCCUUGUUAUCAAGUGAGCAGUCUACGGAGGUCUGUGCACCGGAAGAGGAUUGUAAAAAAUGGCUCUACUCAGAGGACACAAAAACAAAAAGAACGGAUAUUGAUGCAGAGGAAAAAGAGGGAGGUGUUGGCAAGGCAGAAAUAUGCUUUGCUGCCUAGUUCCAGCAGUUCCAGUGAGAAUGACCUUAGCAGUGAAUCUGCCUCUAGUUCAUCUACCGAAGGAGAGGAGGAUAUAUUUGUCUCUCCGGGGGAAAAUCACCAAAAUGGUACAACACUCCCCUCAGGUAAAAACAUGAAACAUCUCACCUCUUGUGAACACAUCAUAAAUCAAGAGGGAAACUGCUGUAUAUGCUUAUUGGUGGUAAUGUUUAGGUUUGAUCAAUCACUUUGCGCAUGAGUCCUUAUUCCAUUUAGGCACCAUAUUACAUUUACAGGGCUUUAUCUAAUCCCAGUGGUACAGUUGUCAGAAGUUUGACUUAAUGCCUUAAAUGUGUUGUUUGUGUUGCUUUGUGUCCCUUGUAUAACUCUUGUUUUUCCUCUAACCAUUUGCCACCUAUCUAUUGUUGUAAAUUGAGAAGGUGUCGUAGUAUAAAAUGCAGUGCAGUGCUAGAAAUGGUUUUAUUGUUUGUUUUUUUCUCUAAAUGGGAAUUGUGGAGAGCUGACAAGAGAAUUGUGUAUUUUAGGUCAAAAUAGAGAAAUUGGAGUUGCAGUGGCUUUCAUUUCUUGUCUUUUGGCCUAGAAACUUCAGUUCUCAAUAAUUAAUUGGUGGCUGUAUACAUGAUUAGAUGGCCUGUUCACAAAAAAAAUAAAAAUGAUCAAUUUGGCUGAGCAGCUGGUGGUGUCUGGGUGCUACGUUGAGCCCAGGUAUUUGUCCCCCGCGUUUAAUAAAGUAAUUUGCUCACAUUAUUUCCAGUGCCGCGUGGGUUUUCUUUGUGGCUGGCCCCGCUCCGCUUCCUUGGCUGAGAUCACAAAAUUUGAGCUCUCAGCCAAUACAGUGAAGGGGAAAAGGUAUUUGAUCUCCUGGUGAUUUUGAACGUUUGCCAACUGACAAAGAAAUGAUCAGUCUAUAAUUUUAAUGGUAGGUGUAUUUUAACAGUGAGACAGAAGGUAAAGGUAGUGCUCCUAAUCUCAGCUCGUUACCUGUAUUAAAGACACCUGUCCACAGAAGCAAUAAAUCAGAUUUCAAACUCUCCACCAUGGCCAAGAUCAAAGAGCUGUUUAAGGAUGUCAGGGACAAGAUUGUAGACAUACACAAGGGUGGAAUGGGCAACAAGACCAUUGCCAAGCAGCUUGGUGAGAAGGUGACAACAGUUGGUGCGAUUAUUCGCAAAUGGAAGAAACACAAAUUAACUGUCAAUCUCAGUCCGUCUGGUGUUCCAUGCAAGAUCUCACCUCGUGGAAUUUCAAUGAUUAUGAGAACAAUGAGGAAUCGGCUCAGAACUACACAGGAGGAUCUUGUUAAUGAUCGCAAGGCAGCUGGUACCAUAGUCACCAAGAAAACAAUUGGUAACACACUACGCCAUGAAGGACUGGAAUCUUGCAGUGCCUGCAAGGUCCCCCUGCUCAAGAAAGCACAUGUACAGGCCUGCGUGAAGUUUGCCAGUAAACAUCUGAAUGAUUCAGAGGAGAACUGGGUGAAAGUGUUGUGGUCAGACGAGACCAAAAUCGAGCUCUUUGGCUUCAACUCAACUUGCCGUGUUUGGAGCAGGAGGAAUGAUGACCCCAAGAACACCAACCCCACCGUCAAACAUGGAGGUGGAAACAUUAUGCUUUGGGGGUGUUUUUUCUGCUAAAGGGACAGGACAGCUGCACCACAACAAACGGACGAUGGACUGGGCCAUGUACUGUCAAAUCUUGGGUGAGAAACUCCUUCCAUCAGCCAGGGCAUUGAAAAUGGGUCGUGGAUGGGUAUUCCAGCAUGACAAUGACCCAAUACACACAGACAUGGCAAUAAAGGAGUGGCUCAAGAAGAAGCACAUUAAGGUCCUGGAGUGGCCUAGCCAGACCUUAAUCCCACAGAAAAUCUGUGGAGGGAGCUGAAGGUUCGAGUUGCCAACCAUCAGCCUUGAAUAAAUGACUUGUAGAGGAUCUGCAAAGAGGAGUGGGACUAUAUCCCUCCUGAGAUGUGUGCAAACGUGGUGUCCAACUACAUGAAACGUCUGACCUCUGUGAUUGCCAGCAAAUACUUAUUUCAUUCAUUGACAUGCAAAUCAAUUUAUAACUUUUGACAUGCAUUUUUCUGGAUUUUUGUUUUUGUUAUUCUGUCUCUCACUGUUGAAAUACACCUACCAUGAAAAUUUUAGACUGAUCAUUCCUUUGUCAGUGGGCAAACGUUCAAAAUCAGCAGGGGAUCAAAUACUCAAAUACUUUUUUUUUUUCUUUUUUUUUUUUCUCACUGUCGAUAUUAUUACAAGCGUUUACAAAUUUCCCUCAAAACGUUAACUUACUAAAUAACCACAGACAAAUUAAGUCACAGUUACAUGCACAAACCAAAAAGCUGCACAGUCUAAUAUAUGCAUACUAAACCACUUGCCUUAUUAGCCAUAUGCACAAAUUCAUUCACAUAUAUAUAUAUAAGUAGCUACUCACGCAUGCAUUCAGAAAUAACUUGUUUCUUGCCCAUGCUUACACACAUUUAUGCAUAGACACACACUUUCCUGUCUAAUUUCUGCUGCUCAGUCCUGUCAGGAGUGAGUGGAGAUCUGGAGGUCUCUGUCACUGGUGUUUAGUGGUGGUGCAGGCUCUCUCUUUUUUUCCGGCAGGGACUGACUUCUAAAUCCAUUGCUCUGAAGUUUGAUAAUUAUGAGUUAACCACCCGUGCAACUUAUACAUAUUAUAUAGUUCUACCUAUUUAUCACACCUAGUACAUAUAUAUUAUAUAUAUACUAAAUGCAUUAUUACCCGAGACUGUUAAUUAACAAUCCCAUAGCACUGCCAAAAAUAUUUUGAUAUGUCCGUUAAAAUCAAAAUUUAUUUUAUGUACUGUGUUUUUAUCCCUUUUAAAGAGAAUUCAUGCUGUGUAUUGCUAUCUGUAACCACCCACAAGCAUUUCACAGCAAGCAAUGUUCUGUAAUGAUGGAUGAAUUUUGUUUAUAUCUCUUUCAUUGUGCUUUAGAUCUCCUUUGCAGUCACUGGGCCAUAGUAACUAAAGGCUUGUUGGCAUGUUUUCCAUAUACAGCUGGUGCUAGCUCUAUAGAAUCCCCCUUGCCUGACAAUUAGUAGUUUUGUUGCUAUGACUGGCAGUAGAUGGAGCAGAUGGUUUGAUUUGAGUGCUAAACAAUCUCCCCCAAUCAGCAGUUUCUAGCAGCAACACAAUUCCUUAUCUGGCAGUAUUUCUGUUAUGUUUUGCUCAAAAUCAGUAGUCGAUUUCAAUAAGCAAGGCAUUGUGGGGAAGUAAAAGGGACGUUGCACCCUUUAGGCCAAAAUGGACAGUUCCCUUGUGAAAAAAAAAAAUCUCCAACAGUUUUUUUUUUUCCAGCUAGGAUAUUGUGGCAUUAAAUGUUCAAUUCCCAAUCUAGUGAAUAACUGGAAACACAGACACUAACAGACAGAUCCAUCGAUUAACAUCCAGACAGUUUGAGAUCAAACAUAGCUACUACAGCAAGCUAUUGCUUAGAGUGGCCUUUUGCAUAGUGGGAGAUCAAGCAAGUUGCAUUAAUUGCUAUGUGUGAAACCCUUGCAGUAUGUUUUAGCUUGAUGGAGAACAAUGUAGAUCAAUUAUUUUGUUGUCGUAGUGAAGGAAAAUGAUGUUUUAGGUUCUGGUACCUGUAACCAAAUUAACCAAUUUAGUUUGGGCAAAAUCUUUUUUCAUCUGUUCUCAGUAAAUAUGACUGCUGUUUCUUUUCUUUUUUGUAUCGGAUUAAAAUAAAUGUGUUUUAUUAAUAUUUAAUGCCAAAAUGGCAGAUGAUCCACUUUGAAUUUUCCACAUCUUAUUUAUGAUGUACUAUUUUAUUCCUUUAUUAGAAUUUGAUUUGUUUCAGAGAGUUAGACUAUUUCAUUUAUAACAAUAAGUGGUUUCGUCCUUUGACAAGCACCAUCACCUCUACAACUUGCUGUGCUGGUAUUAGUGCACCCCAAUUGUAGGUAGUCAAACUACUUGUUCUAUGUUUCUGGGUGAUGAAUGCUACUGCCGCCCAGGAGCAGUGGGGUGUGCUAUGUGCCGUAGUAAUUAUCACUCUUGGAGUAUUCCUUUAAGCUGAUCACCAGUCCCCUCACCCCCUUCCUCUCCCCCCACUCAACAAAAUUUUGCGUGCUUUCAGGAAUUUAAACAGAUUUCUUCACAAAAGUGUGAAUUGUUAGGAAUGCAAAGUGAAUUUUCAAAUGUAAGGGAUAAAAUAGCAGUUAAAAUAGCAGAGUUUGAAGCAACAUUGAUUUGGAGAAUUAUUUUCCGUUUGGCUGUUAUAGCAUAACUUUGAAUUCCCAAUAUUUAACACUUUAGUGAAUAAUAUUUUAUGUUAGCAAUGUUCGAUUUUUUUUUUAAAAUUAUUUAUUUAUUUUUAUUUUUUUAAGUCCAUUGGAGUCCAGUUUGUAAACCUGCCUUCCAAUAUUCUAUUAAUAGGCACCAUCGAUGAGGACGUUGUAGUCAUCGAAGCUUCAUCAACCCCACAGGUCCCAGCCAACGAAGAAAUCAACGUUACCUCAACUGACAGCGAGGUGGAGAUUGUGACAGUCGGGGAAACAUACAGGUUGAACCAAUUUAUUUUCUUUCCUUUCUCAUUGUUGGCUAGCAAUAUAUUGUAGGUAUAUGUUGCAUUGUUUACAAUUGACCCCUUAAGGACACAUGACGGCAAUAUUCCGUCAUGAUUCCCUUUUAUUCAAGAAGUUGUGUCCUUAAGGGGUUAAAUGGAGCUUCUACGUUUUUAGAUGCAAUAUAUACUUUGGCUAAACAUGUGGCCUGAAAAUAUAUGAAAACACAAUGGAACAUGCAUAUAUUGCAUACAGUAUUGUAAAUAUGGUUUACAUUUCUGGUCUACAGCGUUAAUAUAGAAAUUACUUUGGUGCUGCCAGAAACCUCUCCCUAGCUAUGUAUACUUAAUAGUGUUGUGUUGCUUUUUGCUUUUGUUAUGUUGAGAGCGUGUCAGAAUCCCUUUAAACAGUGCUUGUACUAGAAUUGUGUUGAGUCAGACACUGACAGUUUGGGAUAUGUUAUAGUGUAAACAGGCUCUUGGCUGUUUCACUGGUUCCUGAAAUGUGCUUGUUAUGCACUUCCUUUCAUAACCACAAAGCAAUUGAAAUGUAAGUGUUUUAUCCCUUCACGUGGCAAGUGUGUUUAUUGUAGAGCUUGAAGGGGCAAUCAAAGCACCAAAUUACAUUGUCUUAAGGUGAUUUGGGGGAACUGAUGUUGACCCUGCAGCGUUUUUGAGAAACCGCACUGUUUGCCUUGUGUAAUCACCAUGCCUAUAUUGUCUGUCAGACGGCUACUAAGGGCUUUGGACUAAAAUAAAUUCAGUCAUUUGAUGCAUUUUAUGUCUUGCGUCUUAUGUCUGCACGCGUAGUAUGCCACUGCUAAUCUGUGAGUAGCAAAGGGUUGGCAGGUAUACACUGCAUGUCUGCAGUGCUGGUCUAUGAGAAACAAUUAGUUGGACACAGAUCAUCAAACUUGAUGAUCUCACAGGAAGAGGAUAUGGCUGCAGUGAAGAGGCUGUCCCAAUGCUGGAUGACAUUAGGCCCAGUAAUGCAAACUGAAGAAGACUCCUCCCUGCCCCCCACCCUCUCUCCCUCUCCCCCUUCCCCACCAUACUUAGUUGUUAGAACUUAGGAAUUGUCCGUUCAAAUGUUUCUCAUAGAAAAGUACUGAAGAAAGAUCUCUGUCCAAAGCUUCUUAAUCAGGUGGAUUAUUUUAUUGUCAAUAUGUAUUUUUAUUGAAGACAUUUUUCAGUGGAAAACAGAAAAAAAGUGGGAUUCACAGGGCCCCAGAACACAAGUUAAAAUGUAUCAAAACACGCAAGUCUCUAUAAUUGUGAAUAAGAGUCGUCACUUACCUAGAUAUGUAAUAACAGGUACAUAUGUGUGAAAGACUGGUUUGUAUCACAGGACUGCACAUCCAAUCUAGGGAUUUGUAUUAAAAAACUACAACAAAAACAAACCUACUUUAGGAUUUUUUGUGUUUUUUUAUUUAAACCAUUUACAUGGUGACUAGGUGUAUAAAGCUAUUGUGGACCAAACUUCUUAGUAGGCUCAGUAAAGCACCUUGAUUAGUGUUACAUGUCACAUAAGCUUACAUACAUAAGAUUUAACUCCCACAAGCCUCUGCUAAAAUCUCAGUGAACAUAAUAGGAGUUGUAGUCCUGCAGGAGCAGGCAACUUCUUGAAUUGUAUUUGAUGGGACAUAAAUUCCCAACAGAGUGGCUUGUUAUAAGCUGAUUUUUUUUUCUUUCUUCUAAAGAGUUAAAUUGCUUGAGAGCAGGGCAAUAGGAGGUUGAGUGUGUGUGCGCACGCGCAUAUCACACCCAGCAACGAAUAGGGCAGUUUUAACAGGGUCAUUGCACCAUAACUAUUUCACUAAGAUGAAGUAUCCUAUAUGUAGGGAGUGAAGGUUUGUUUUGCUCAAGUCAUCUUAAACCUUUUGUUUUAAAUAUUUGAAAAAUCUCUUCAGCUCUAUUUUGAUGGCGGAUGUUAACUGAAACUGCUCUCUAAAGAUAUAUUUUUCAAUGUAAUAAUUGUGUUCAGAGCCCUUGGGAUAUUUGAUCUAUCAAAGAGCAACUUGUACAGUGCAGGUUGAAAUUAUAUAUAUGACUAUAUCAGGUGGUCUUUGUGGAGUGCAUUUUUGUUCUUUUUAUAUCUUGGAGAGCGUUUCAGUAAAACACUUUAAUAACUUUUCUCUGAGAUAUUGCAGACUAUCUCCUGUGGGUUGUACCAUUUGCUAAGCUGCUGCACUUUUGCAACUGAUUAAAAAUAUAUACGUUUAAAAAAAAUCAACACGCAGACACUUUAAUUGGGAGCUGUCGGUUCUCUAUAAUUUGCAUCAAUUAAAACAUUAGAAAUCCAAUGAGAAAAAUAUAAGGUUUAGCCAAUGACAAAAUCCUGUUCAGACAAGGCAAAACUAGAAUAACAUUGCAAGUUAAAAGAUUUUGUUUUUUAAUGUAGGAAGAAGUAAACAUAGUAUUAAAAACCCUGGGAAUUGACGGGUCGCUUUAACUGCAUACGUGUAUAUAACUAUUUAUUUUACAGGGCCUGUUUUUUUAACUGCAUUACCCAUGAUUCUCUGCAGCCUUUUCACCUCUACUAUCAUAGACUAACUUAUAUCCGUAUGACAUGCUAACCAGUGCCCCGGUUCUGUUUCAGAUCUCGCUCUUCAGUUGGACACUCUCGAUCUCAUUGGGGCCAAAGCUCAAACUCUCAGUCUGGCAGAUCACAGGAACAGAGGAGUCGCAGUAGGGUCUCCACAGUUAUUCAGCCUUUAAGGCAAAAUGCAACUGAAGUUGUGGACCUGACUGUAGAUGAAGAUGGUAUGUGUUAUUUACUUAUAUAAUGGAAUUUUUAAGGUUAUGAUUUUUAUUUUGUCUUUAAGCUAUUAAGUUCCCCAGUGAUUUCCCUUUACAGUUGUGUAAAGGGGCACUCUAAGCAAUAUAACUGGUUCAGUAGUUUGCUACAAAGAGUUCCCUGGUGCUGUCCUUUUAAAGUGUUUAAUAUAAAACCUUUAAAGUGAACAAGGCACAAAGGGUUCUUGGACGCUAUAAUAGUAGCCAGCACAUACUGUCUAGUGCUGAGGAUUUGAUUAAUAAUUGGGAGAGAGAGACACACAUUAAAUUAAAACCUAUGCAUUAGCUAGCAUUUCUGUUAGCACUAUGUAUGAAAUGUAAUGUUCUGUAAUUGAAGGCCGAGUUGUGUACCAGGACGAUAACACGUUAGGAAUUUUCCUAAUAAGCAGUCCCCAACUCGGCUGUUGGCGAUGCAAAAUGAACACCUUCAAAGUGUCAAUGCAACUUACAUCCAACCGAGACUACACUGAUUUGGUGAGAUUCUGGGAGCAGAUCAGGAAAGCAGUCCCAGCUAAUCAUUCGUAUAGUCUGGAUGAAAUUGACAUUACAAAAUUGAGAAGUGGAGGUAGUCUGUUGGUGGACCCCCCUGUUUUUAUCAAACUUUUUUAUUAAUGUUUUUGAUUCCAAACCAAGAAAUGGCAUUAGAAGUAUCUAAGCAAAAUAACCACUACAGAUUUCAACAGUGGUUGUACUGCCUUGCGUGCACCUUCAAGGGCCUAAGUUUUCAAUCAUGUAGUUUUCCUUCAGCAAUCCAUGCUCUUGUUUAGAUAUGUAGUUUGUUUAUCAUGACCACUACAGUGAUUUGAGGAUGAGUUUUAUUUUAUAGAGGGGGGUGGGGAAGAUCUGCCAUAAAUUGUUACUCUAACAAAAACAGUGUUUUAUAAAAAGGCAGUUUUUUUGGUUGGUGUAACCCUUUAAAGUGACACACCAGACACUAUAACCACAUCAUUGACAUUUUUAUAGUGCCUGCAGUACCUAGACACUCCACCCUCCUGGCUUUUCCUCACAUGAUUUGCAUGUUUCUACUUUUUUCAUUUAUUCAUUUGCCUGCCAUUUGGCAUGCACUGUGUAUAGUUAAAGUUUUGAAAUAAUUACAGCAGGACUUCCUUUAUGUGAUUUUAUUGAAACCUAGGACUCAAAACUUGAAAUUGCCUAGACUUCUUUCUGGGCUUUUGUUUAAAGGGACUCUCCAGUGCCAGGAAAACAAAUCCUGCAGUGCCCCCCUCCCAGCCCCCUUCUUAUGUUGCUGAAGGGGUUAAAAUCCCUUCAUUGACUUACCUGAAUCCAGCGCUCCUUUGGCGCUGGAUAAGGCUCCACGCAUGCUCCUCUGGCGGGGGGGACCUGAUGCGCAUGCUUUCCUAAGGGGAAUCCGGCGACGCUGGAGGUCUCAUGCAUAGCGUGAGGACGUCCAGCGUUGUUUAAAACACUUUUUUCCUGUUUUAAGAAUCCGGAAGUUUCUCUUUUUGGCUGUCUGACAGACAGCCACUAGAGGAGAACUCAACCCUGCAAGGUAAUUAUUGCCGUUUAUAAAAACAGGGUAAAGGGUGAUGGAAGUUGGCACCCAGACCACAUCUGCCUCCUGGAGUGUCCCUUUAAUUGUGUCCUAUUGAUCAGACCCUAAGUGGGGAAUGCCAAAAAUGAACAGCCGCAACCUCUGAUAGAAAAAAAAAAUGCAAAUACUUUUAUUUCUUCAUAGCAUAUUGACAAAUACUAUAAACACACGAAUAACAGCAAAGUAGGGGAACUGUGGGACCAUUGUCUAACAUGUUUCGUGCUCUAAGCACUAAAUCUGAAACUACUACGUUUCCUAAAUAUGGGUCUGGUAGGCUAAUGAAGAUGUUUAUAUAACUUGCACUGUAAUAGCAACAAUAAAAAAACACAAUCCUGAACUUUAGAUAGGUAUUCUGCCUUUCUGUUUUAUAGAUCCCACAGUUGUGCCAACUACCUCUGUCAGAAUGGAGUCCCAGCCUGGCAGCACUGUUUCCAGCAAUACGUCUACCUCAGAGCCGGCCUCUGAAGCUGUUUCAGGAUCGUCUGGGGCUCAGACUUCCAAUGUGCCUGAGACACCCCCAGUCCCUGCAAAUAACAGCACUACAGGCACAACAGCAGGUAAGAUGAGGUUUCUCACCAAUGUUUUAAGCAGCUGCAAACCUGAUCAGAACCAAAUCAGAAAUACACAACUCAGGGAAACAAACUCUUCAAAGGACUUAGGGGAGGGGGGUAUGAAAGCAAAACAGGUACUAUUCAAGGUGCAAAGUACUAAAUAUAGAGACAUUCCAUUGGUUUCCGUGGUGAUAGCUCCUUAUUCAUCUCUGCCUUGGAGUAGCAACUGUAUUUGCCUUGGUAAAUCCCCCGCUCUGAUGUCUUCUGCACAGACUGCCUUCCCAGUAUGUGCUUGAGCAAAUGUGUGUAGAAAGAAUUCUUGGAUUCCACACUUGGCAAUCUCGCUUCACAAAUGCUCGUUUAAGCAUGGCUCUUGUCACCUUUUGUUUUCUUUAAUAUAAAUCACUUGUUUGUAUGUUCUGACAAUGUGUACGCCACUUCAUAAUAUGCAGGUGAUUUAUAAGUAAAAUAGCUUUAUGAUAUGUGCACUUUGAACGGCAAUCACGUCAGCGUUUUUAGUGUUUAUUCAUUUAAUGCCAUAUUGUAGUGAAUUGGAAAAUGUUGGCCAAAAUAGCACACGGUGACUAUAGAGCAGUAGAUGCUAUGGCAAUUCUGUUUUCUUCUUAAUACACUUUGUUGUUUAGUGAAUAAACUCCUUUGAACAAAGCCUAGUGCUUGCCAACAGUGAUUCUUAUUAAACUUUUAAUUUCCUAAGAAGUAAAACGUAAUUCUGUAUCUUAAUAAUAAUUAAAAAAAAACAAGACUGAUGGCAUUGCAAGUGAGUUGCCAAUAGUGAAUUCAAUAAGGUGUUGGAAACAACUGAAUUAAUUCAUAAAACAGCAAGUGUGUCUUUUCACACCUUAUAUGCUGACAGCCGUGAUUAACUAGAAGUAAAAGGACAAAUUGCUGCCAGACCAUGAAUCUAUACCAACAGUCAGUGGGAUACGGCUUUACAAGCAAUUAAUUCCAACUGGGCCGUGUUUGCAUUUAAAUUGGCUCCUUGUGAGCAUACAAAAGCAGACUGAGACAAUGUUUUGUCUAGAAGUGAUUUAUAAAGCUAACUUAAGAAAGAUUUAAGCCCGAUUUGUGCAGCAUUUUGCACACAAGAGCUUUUAAAAUGCUUCUAGAAAUUGAGUUAUUAACUGCAGUGCCAACUGUUGGCAUAUUAAGCCAACGGUAGAGAAAACCAGUAGGUCAAAUAAUGCUGCUUGUUGGGUCAUAUUUCAAUCAAAGCAAUAGAUGCAAAAUUGUUCAAGGAGAACGGGGCAACAGGCUAUAGCACUUGUUUUGCCAGCCACUCUGAACUUUGUAAUGUCAUUAUUUUUUUUUCAUGUUUUACUUACCGGUAUAUAGGUUAGUAAAGGAUUGUUUUGUUUUUUUGUUUUUUUUUCUAUAUUUGAUAUCUGUGUAAUGUAACUUCACAAAAUGUAUUCUAUUAUAUUAAUCAUAGUCUCUUAUUAUAUGCAUAUGCCUUUUGUUAUGUAUACUUUAGAUUUUCAGUUAUUUUGCUUUCCUUUUUAGGUCCUUUCUAUUAAUGUUCACUAUGAAUGUAUAAGCACAGGGACAGCGUACAGCAAAGAUCCUGAGACCUACAUAUUUUGUCACUGUGUGAUAAAUUUCUGGCAACUAUAUGUUGAAGGAACACUCCGGGCACCAUAACAACUUAAUCUCGUCUUACCUUAAAGUGGUUCUGUUGCCUCAAGUUUCCCUUCCUCCUGUUUUCUCUUCUCUUUGUUUGUCAGACUCUUCUUGUCUUCAUUUCUGAAUAGAUCCCUUUUAAACAUAAAACAAAGUAGAGACAAUUUUGUCUUGUGGUUUUCUUACAUUUGGCAGUUUGAUAAAGAGAGGAGCUUACAUUAACUUGCCCUAACCUCCACCCUUUUUUUACAAUUGUCAAGCAUAGGAAAAAUACAUAAGACAAAGCAGUCUCUAUCUUGUCAUGUUUUAAAGCGAAACCGAUCAGAAAUGAAGAAACUGAUUCUGAAAGAGGGAAAAGAAGAGGAAACAAUAGGAGUAAGGGAAGUUUGAGGUGACACUUUAAGUAGUGUACAUGGUGGUUAUCUGCUCUGCUCCUCAAUGUGGGAGCCUUGGAAUGGGCACCAGCAAUAGUCUAAGAGCAUGAGCUGACGCUCUCAGGCUAUCACUAACUUCUCAUUUUAAAAAAUCAACAACAUUUCUUUUGGCAAAGAUGACCCAUUACCUAAAAGCACCAUAACUUAAUUGAGAAGAAAUUUUUAUGAUGCCUUGAGUAUUCUAUUACACAGCAGAUCAACGGCAAACCAUUUAAUAAUAUAAUAAUAUUAAUAUUUAAUAGUAUAAAAUGUAUUGUAAUUUCUCUAGUUUUGUCACAUCCACUAAUUUUAAACUGGUUAUUUUUUUAAUUGACACAUCAAUGUGUAUGAAGGAUGUCCAUUAUAAGGGCUCUUCAAGGAACCAGAAAGAAAUCUUAUUUUUAUUGUAUUGUUCAUAUUGUAGAUGACACCAGGAGGACUACUUCAGGCUCUGCUGUAGAUGGUGGCCCUCCAGCUAUGCCACGUUUGCCAUCUUGUUGCCCCCAACACUCACCAUGUGGUGGAUCGUCUCAAAAUCAUCAUGCCUUGGGACAUCCACACUCAAACUGUUUCCAACCACACAGUCACCAUUUUCCACACCAUCAUCACCACCACCAUCAUAAUUCACACCCAGCUGUUCCUCUUUCUCCUCCUUAUCCGGACUCUCAUUGCCCCGUGGAGAGAAGUGCUCCUGUACCACCACCUUGUGGAGCCACUGGCAGUUCUGCUUCAACCUAUCAUGACCCGGUAAGACACAAUGCUUUCCAAUUCUGAAAUGGAAUGCAGUUAGGCAGUUCACACACCCCCUUAUUAUAGUUAUGUUCAUCAGCUUAUGUAAGGUGACCAUUCCUUUUAUGAAGGAAUUAAUUGUUGAAACAUGAUCUGGUGUACGCUGAUGUUAUCCACCAACCUCUUUUAAAUUGCUUUAUUACAAUCUUUUUAGUUCCAUCCUAUUCUUAUCUUCACAUGCAGACAUAAGAUCUAAAAUGUCAUCAAUAAAAUAAUUUUUAGGGAGUUGAAACUUAGGAAAAAUUGAAUGGAUGCUAAUGUUUUCCUUACAUUAUUUUUAUUGCAGCAAGCCUUACCAGUAGAUCUGAGCAACAAUGGUAUAAGAAGCCAUGGGAGUGUUAGUUUUCAUAGCACCUCUGCGUUUGACCCUUGCUGUCCUGGCUCCUCAUCACGCUCUACCGUUUACGGACACCAGUCCUCAGCCAGUACUGCACAACCCAUAGCAAUUGAUGGAUAUGGAUCCAACAUGGUAGCUCAAGCCCAGCCUCCUCCCCAGACUUCUCUCUCUUCCUGUCGUCAUUACAUGCAUGCUCCAUGUAAGUUAACUUUAUUCUCUCUAUCGAUUGCUCAUUGCUACUUUGACAUUGAAAAUGGCACAUUCUCACUGUUUCUAUUAAAGUAAAGUUUAAAAAAGUAUACAUUGGGAUAUGCGGGGGACCCCACGGAAAUUAAUUUUGAUGGAUUGUAAUUGCUAGAAUAUUACAGCAUAUACAAUAAAUCAAAUGUGUUUAUUUCUGCUAACAGGCUUCUCUCAGCGUCUGCACAGUGCACCUCACCAGCAAAUACUGUGCAUCUGUGGGAGGAUCUACACCCUUCCCCUCAAACUCCCAGCAUUCUAUGCAACAACACUACUGUGUCUUCACACAUGGAUAAAAUAUGCAGUGUUUUGUACACUUAGAGGAUUAAGGGAGCUUCUGGCAGAGGAUAUUCUCGAAGAAUGCCAUGGCAGUUUAAGAAUUGAGAAAGUCUCUCAUAUACCUGAUAAAGCUUGUUACAGCCAACAUUAAAGCCUCCAGUUCCAGGGUUUUUUUGUUUUUCUUUAAACCUAAUGUAUAUCCAAUCAGCACAGAUCUGUGCCACACUGCCUUUUUAUUUCUCCUCUCUUCACUGAUUCCUGUUUGACAUGUUGCCCUCGAGUAGCUUUGUCACACACAUUUUUGCAAUGUAAUUAGUAAUAGGUCCUAAAAUAAUGUAGUCUAUUUUAUAUCUAAGUAAUAUUUCAUAUACAUAUACUUCCUGUACAAGGUUUGAGUUUUUCUUUGUUUUUUUAUUUAUUUAUUUUAUUUCAGAUGCUUCUCUUACAAGGCCUUUGCACCACCAAACUUCAUCUUGCCCUCAUUCACACGCCAAUCCUCCUCCCCAACCUCCACCACCACCUCCUCAGAUGGACUAUGUCAUUGCUCAUCCAGUGCACCCUUUUCAUCCAUCUCUACCAGGCUUAACAUCUGGUCAUCCAGUCCCUCCACCUCCUCCUUCCCAUCACCUUUCAAGUGCAACAGCACCUCUCACCCAGCAUCUCACCACAUCUCACCAAUCCAUGUCCCACCAUAUUUCUGCUGCAGCCCCUGCAACACAGCGGUUGCAUCCACAUGAGGUCAUCCAGAGAAUGGAAGUCCAGCGGCGGCGUUUGAUGCAGCAUCCAACGUAUGUAGUUCUAUCUCUAUCCAAAUAAUUUUUCAACCCAAGUUAUGGAAUUCUAUAAAUGCUUAAAGCAUACAAUCUUUAUGAAAUACAUUGAUUGUGUUGAAAUUUUGCUUAUAUGAACACUAUAGAGUCAGGAACACAAGUAUGUAUUCCUGACCCUGUAGUAUUAAAACCACCAUUAGGUGGCUUGCCCCCUUAAAAGGUAAGAAAAGGUAUCUUAUUUACAGGGCUGCUCAUGAACCCCGGCGCUGGCCCUGCCCCUGAUCCGCCUCCUUGGCUGACAUUGUUGGAAUUGAUGAUCUCGGCCAAUCCAAUGCUUUCCCAUAGGAAAAUCUUGGAUUGGAUGAGAACGUCACGGGGUCGGUUAGGCCAAUCAACUUCUCUUCAUAGAGCUGCAUUAAAUCAGUUAAGCUCUAUGGGGAAAGUUCAGCGUCUCCGUGCACAGAUGAGGAACGAGUGGUCACUGGAGGUAUCCCUUGGGAGCAAUGUAAACACUGCUUUUUCUCUGAAAAGGCAAUGUUUACAGCAAAACGCUUGCUGGGACUGACUAUACUUACCAGAACAACUACAUUAAGCUGUAGUUGUUCUGGUGAGUAUAGUGUCCCUUUAACUUUUUACUUCUAUUCCUUUCAAAAGAACCUCUUUAAGAAAUUAAUGCAUAACUCAUCCUAAAGAUCAAUGCUAUAUUGUAUUGAUUUAGGAGAAUACUUAGUGGCUGACAUGACUUUAUAUAAAUUAACUAGCCAUCUAGGUUCUAUAGGAGGUACAUGCAUGACUGAUAACUUGGAUGAUUAUAUCUAGAGAACAUUUUUGGGGGAAAUGUAAAAAGCCGUCUGUCGGUUUCAUGAUGAUUAUUACAGCUUUCUUAUUUUGACCCACUAUUGCUCUUUGUGCAUAAAUCUUUCACUUUUUAUUAUUUUUUUAUUAAACCGUAAAACAGUUUGUAUGAUGUCUAGGAAUCCACAGUAGAUUUAUCAUUACUAAUAUACAUUACUUGUAUGUUAAUAUGUGUUUGUACUUAAAAAAAACAAACUGCUUUUUUCAGUAAUUUGGAUUUAAGGGCGGUCAUAUAUUUCAGGCGUGCUCAUGAACGGCCACCUCCACACCCACACAGAAUGCACCCCAAUUAUGGACACGGACACCAUAUUCAUGUGCCUCAGACAAUGUCCUCCCACCCUCGCCAGGCUCCUGAGAGAUCGGCUUGGUAAGUCAGCUUUGCCAUGAUGUCCCUUUAAAUAACUGUGGCAGACUUCAGAUUUUUUUAGUUUCACUACUCUAAGGAGCUUGCGUUUCCCUAUAUGAUCACAGCAACAGUGUGACCGUAUUCUCAUAUUCUGCAUCUAAUGGAAUCAAAUACAAAAUCUGUUAUUGAUCAGUUCAGAUUUCCUGAUUUAUGCCCAGAGCUGAAAAAACAUUAAAGGCUAGUGGCAAAAGCCACAUUGCAUUCUAUAAAAAUAACUAUAUAUUUUUUUUUUCUCCUUCAUGUUGAUUGUCCUUCGAAAUCAAACUAUUCAGGGGUUCUGGAUAAUUUAUUCUAAAUGCCAUUUUAAAACUAUAUUGUAAAUGUAAUAUGAACCAGUCACCAGUAAUUUCACAGAUUUGCUUGUUCUCAGGAUUUACAAAUGCUUUUAGUUAGUGAAAGGUUUUAACAACUCAUCACAUUACGGCACAAUAGAAAGUGAUGCAUUGCUGGACAGAAUGGUUCAUGGCAGCAAUGGCUAAUCCUCAUAACCCCAGAAGUUUAAACUUGACUUCCCAUGAUGCUCAUUCAGUUGUCAGAAACAUCUGGCUUGCCAAGAACCACCAUUGCGGCUCUGGUAUUUGCCCAAGCAUCCUUGGCAUUUAAGGUGAAAUAGUGUGGACUGAUUUAUCUCGUAAUUAAAUACUUUUGCCAUCUGUUAACUUGUGUUUGUUUUCAAAAAGGUAGUCAGGCUAUUUUUAUCGACUCUUUAGUGCAAUUUCUGUGACUUACUGGAAAAUGUUAUGCAAUUUUGGCCUUACUGUAUUGAAUAUGCUAAAUCUAAAAGGAAUCUUUUGUUUUGGAUCUUUCAGGGAAAUAGCAAUUGAAACUGGAGUGACAGCAACCCCGUACCAAACUGGUCCCUUACAUCCCCAUCUAGGUCACUACCACCCACCUCCCAGGCUUCAUCACUUGCAGAUCGGGGCCCUUCCAUUAAUGGUAAGAUGUUUAUUCUCUGUGGAAACUGCUGUGUAUUAGUAUAUACAUUUUUUAUUUAUUUAUUUUCUAUGGAACUGUAACUUCCUCUGGAAGUGACAAUUUCUCAUCACCUCACUCCGUUAUCCUGCGGACAAAUACUUCUCAUCCAAGCACUUUCAUGUUCAGGGAGACAUCGCCGCAGGGUACAACAUGCUUGCUCAUGCACUGUUGUGCUUCUGCAGAUAAAUGCUCUAUGAAUGCAUGCAUUCUCACAGGUUGGUGUAUGGGUAUAUGCAGUUAUGCGUACAGUACUAUGGGGGUUAAAUUAAGUAGCAUGCCAGGCUCUGGCUUUACCAGGACGGCUCAUAUGGCAUGUAAACUAAAUAUCAGGAACAAAUAAGAAUUAAAGAAAAUAAAUAAAAAUGCAACCCAGGGAUAACUUUAGUUUAUCAGAUUGUGCAAAACAUUCUCUUGUGACAGUUCCGCUAUAAGAACCAAAAGCCCAGGUUGUGUUCACUACAGUGAGGCCAGUUUGUCCUUACGUUACUUUUUCCCCCCAGUUUACUAAAAUCCUUUGCAUGGUCACAGUAAUAAUGUAUUGGCCCUUUUUUGGUCAAAGUACUUUGAUAAAAUAUAGACUCAUUAAUCCGCACACAAACUUUAAUGCACUUAACAUCUUAAGGACCAAACUUCUGGAAUAAAAGGGAAUCAUGACAUGUCACACAUGUCAUGUGUCCUUAAGGGGUUAAAGGGACUCUAUAGUCCCAGGAAAACAUAUUUCAGUUUUCCUGGCACUGCAGGUUCCUACAGUGCCCUCCUCCCUCCCAUUCCCCAUCCCAUGUUGCUGAAGGGGUUAAAACCCCUUCAGUGACUUACCUGAAUCCAGUGCCGAUGUCCCUCGGAGCUGGGUCAGACUCCGCCCAUGCUCCUCCUUUGCCGACGCCAGCCGGCAGGGGAGACCUAAUGCUCAUGUGCGGCAAUGGGGUUGCCGCGCUUUACACCUCUCCAUAGGAAAGCAUUAUUCAAUGCUUUCCUGUGGGAAUUCUGGCGACGCUGGAGGUCCUUGUGCAUAGUGUGAGGAUGUCAGCGUAGUUUAAAAUACUUUUUGUGUUUUAAGAAGCCAGAAGUCCUUCUAGUGUCUGUCUGAUAGGCAGCCACUAGAAGAGGACUUAACCCUGCAAGGUAAUUAUUGCUGUUUAGAAAAACUGCGAUAAUUACACUUGCAGGGUUAAGGGUGAUGAGAGAUGGCACCCAGACCACUCUAAUGGGCAGAUGUGGUCUGGGUGCCUGGAGUGUCACUUUAACUUUUAACACCAGUGAGUGCUAUAACUUCUUCAUGGCUGGAGGUUGUGAAAAUCCCUUUGUCCUGGCAAGUUAGCUGUAAUUGAGGGGUAAACACCCGUGAAGGCUAAUUGGUCUCAUAAUUGCUAUUUGGCUUUGCAGAUUGUAUCGCCAUAUCAAAAAUCAUAUUUAUUUAGCUCCAAUAGCGCCCUGUGGUACUAGUAUUGUAAACAAGCUGGGCAGUCCCUGUUAGUCCAUGGACUCUAUGUCUCUCUUGUGAUCAGGCAUUGAAUGCUAAUGGUCUGUAUUUUUUCCAGGGAAAUGAUCAAUUAAACAGAAUUUUAUCAUGUCUCAAAUUCACAACCUUUUUUGCUAUAAAAUUGAUCAUGUAUCACUUAAAAAACUCUAGCUGUCUAUCAUUUACUUUAGAAAUGUCUUUUUCAUGGCUGUAUACACAAUAAGGAUCCUGACAGUUUGUAGUUUAUUUUAUAGUAUAAAUCAAAUUCUGUGAGGCAUUAACACUCUGCAUCUGAUUCCAUAGCCUUUUGCAUCGCUGUCUACUUAGCAUGCUUCAGUGUUUGAGGAGCUAGUGUAGGCAAAAGAUGUGUAAAUCUACUGUGCAUUGUAAACUGGUCAGCAUUUGCCUCUUAAUGGUUACUUAGCAUUAUUCAGAUAAUGCCUAACGUUCAACAUUCUGGCAGAUGUAAUGUAGGCCUUGCAAACAUCAAACAACACUGGGCCAAAUGUAGGACCUUGGACGUUCUAAAAUAUUUUACAUGACAUUCUGGGUAAAGAACAUGCAGUUUUGCUCGGUCCCGUAUAAAAGUAUAGUGAUGUAUUAGUAAGCACAAGGUUUUAGCACCUUGCCUCGCGGAGAAUUCCCCCCUCCCCAUAGGUGAACACUUAUUCCUUUAUACUCAGUGAAAAAUAUUAUAAAUGUUCAGCUAUUUGUAAGUAGAUUUUCAAAUCUGUUUGGAAGCGGAUUCUCAAAUAGUUUUCAAUAUCCUAUACUCUUAAGGUAUGCCAUAAAGAUCACAAUUAUGCUCUUACUGUUAAUGUCCCUUCAUUAGUUGUUAGAGUUUUCAAAUUUGGAGAUAUAUAUAGACAAGCUUGAUUAGUCUGACUUGUGAUAUCAUAGUCCAUAAUAAUUUACAACAGUUAUUAUUAACUGGAGGAAAGAAACAUUAUAUUCCUUAGACUCCGGGCCACUGCUCACACCUUCCCUAAUGCACUGAAGAUUGUUUUGACCCUGUAAAGAGUGUAAUGCAGGUUUUGUGCCAGAGUUAUUUUGGUUAUUUGGUUUAUACUGCAACUAAAUGAGUCCCCUAGCUAAUGCUAUAUACAUAACGUGGGUUAUUACUAAAGAAGGUUUAAUAAAAGUUAAAUUAAUUAUGUUUGUGACUUAGAGGGUAGAAGCAAGUGCUCUUUAUCUAGGAAUAUAGUGUAAAAUGGAAUGCUGAUCCCAAUAUAAGUAUUUAAUUUCCUGCUCUAGACCUAGCCGUGCAGUAAUAGUCAGCUACAUACAAUAUUAUUCAGAUAGCAUGAGUAGGGCAGUAGGGGCACAAUGAAGACUGGCCACCAUGAAGAGGGAGGAAGGGCACCUUGGCAGUCACUGGCCACAAUACGGAGGAUGCAAGGGCACCAUGGCAGUCACGACACCAUACAGAGGGAUGGAAGGGCACCAUGGCAGUCACUGGCCACCAUAUGGAGGGAAUAAAGGACACCAUGGCAGUCCCCGGCCAUCAUACGGACAGAUAGAAGGGCACCAUGGCAGUCACUGGAGAACUACUCAUUGUCUUUCCCUGUUCUACACCCAUCUAUUGGAUGAUCACAAAUAUAACCUAAAUCAACCAACUCUAUUUCCCAGCAGCCAUUUUGAGAACAAUAUUUCCUGUGUGAACGCCAUGGUAACCUGUUUCUUACACGAACAUCGUUGUUUAAUACUGUCCAAAAAUUUUGUUUUGUAGAUGCACUAUUCAGGUGUCAUUUCAGUGAAGGACUUAAGUCUAAUGCUUUCUGAUCUUGUAUCAUGUUGUCCCCAUACUGCUUUGAAAGGAUAUGCGUUCAAUAUCUGUUUAACAUAGUUUGUAUUUACCUACUGAAAUGGCUGUCUCUGUAGACGUAAAACCUAUUUUAUCCUAUAAUGACCCUUCUUGAAUGAAUAUCAUCCAUAAUACAAUAUUUCCUUAUCUUUGUCUUUUAGACUGUCUUAUCAAAUUGAAUCAAGUCAUGAUUUUUAUAUGGAUAAAACAGUUAAAAAUUAUAUUCUCAAUAGAUUAUUACUCAUUUCAUAUACCCAAGCAAUAGUAUAUUUAUCGGUUAUUACCACAACUGCUCACAUUUUCUUCUGGAUAUGGGACUAUGUCCCUGAUUGUUUAUGAACAACAGACUGGAAAUAGUACUUGUGUUGACCUUUGAACAUAUCUUUAGGAUAUUGUUGAGCAAAGCUCUCGACUUCACAUAUCUUUUAACUGCUUGCUCGGGAAUGUGAAGAUAAAUUGUUGACCUUGUUAGCAUUCGGGUUCUGAGGCAUUGUGUGUCUUGUUAAAGCUGUAAACGUAGGAGACGACCAGGGAAUGUGACCAUCUCCUAUUUUCAGUAGCUCCAUCCAUCAAUCACCAGUGCCUAACUUGGGUGAUGUUGCCACAGACAUGUUUGCCCCGAGUAUACAAACAGUCUAAUGUAGACCUACAGAGAGUUAUGGGAGGUUUCCUAGUUUCUUUAUCUGAUCUGCCAAUAAAAUGUAAAUGGCAUUGUUUGCCAGUAAUGUUUAACUCCCAAGUUUAUAGUGAAUAUGAUGACCCUUACAGUGACAUUAUACCCACAUUUAUGAUUAUUCUGGUGAUAGUCUUGAGGUUUUACAUUUCUGUCUGUAUGAAGAAAUUGGGCAUUUCCUGCCAGUGGAAGUGUCACACGGUUGCUCUGUGUUUUGUCUGUCUCUGGCGACUAAGAGCUUUGUGAGAUCAUUACCAAGCAGUUGUGAUAAAGUUUAACUUACAUCUGCUAUUUGAAUAGGUUCCAGACAUGGCGGGCUACCCUCACAUCCGCUACAUUUCAUCUGGAUUGGAUGGAAGGUCAUUCAGAGUUCCUUUCAGGGGCAAUUUUGAGGUUUGUAACAGAAUAUAAGAUUUCUGCUGUCAUGUCUUUGGGCAAAGUAUGCUUAGGGGUUUCUACUUUGUUCCAUUCCUAAAUAAAUAAAAAUUUAUUAUUUUUAAAAAUGAACAUCUCGAGUUACAUUUUACUAGUGUUAGAAGAAAACACUGAUCAGAUGCAGAGUGUUAAUAAAUUGUCCUGCAAAAAAAUAGAGGCAAGAGGACAUUUGAACUGACCCAACUUUAGUUUCUGUGGAAUGUGUGCGACUCAAAAAAAUAAACAAAAAGCAAAUCUUGAAACUUUUAGCUUUUUGUGUGCCAGAGCAUUGUUCAGUGAAUUUACAUCUCCCUCUGGUAUCAACGGAUUAAUGCUUACUGUGUAACUUAUUGUUAAUUAAAUCAAGCACACUUAAAUCAUUUUGAUGCAAUUGUGAUCUGUAAGAGUCAAUGUAACAAAAUUCUAGCAUACACUGCUAACAUUAAAUGUCCAUAGAUUUCCACCGUGUGCCUGUUUUUUUACACUGUGAGUGCACUCGCUAAUUAAUGUGCAAUGUAUACAUAACAUGUAUGCCAUUUGAGUUAUCUUAUCCAUCCAGGAUUCCAUUUAGAACUUCCCUUUCCUUAAUGGCCUCAUUCUCAUGGGCAUUAUAAAUCCCAUCAAAUUAUAUGCCCACACUUGUUGGGCCCGCAACCACUGCAUUGGCACUUCAAAACACUAGUUUGCUUGAUCUGCUAAAAUCAAUUCAAUUCUCUUCUGUGAAGAAUUGCCUUAGUAAUAAUACAAUGCAGAAAUGGACCUCUCAUUUUGUUUGCUACUUUCCUUAAUUUUAAUUGGGUUAAAUUCUCAUUUAAGAUUUUAUUUUAUAUAUAAUUUAUUUUUAUUUACCAUUAUUUUAUCAUCUGUGUGCAGUCUAACAUAUGUUCUGCAGCAUUUAGUUCAAUCCUUUUCAUAGAUUAUAGAAUGUAUGUGGCUCUAAUUGCCUCCUUGUUUACAGGAAUUAAUACACCUGGAAGAGCGACUUGGUAAUGUGAAUCGUGGUGCUUCACAGGGAACAAUAGAAAGAUGCACAUAUCCACACAAAUACAAAAAGGUGAGAGUUUUUGUAUUAUUAUUAUUUUAAUGAAAAUGUAGUUGGAUGUUGCCGGUGUCAGCAGCCGUUUUGUUGCACUAUCAUAGCUGAGGGUAGCUUUUCCAAUAACUUUCUUUGUAAAGAGAUAUAAGAAUGGAUGGUCACUGAUUGUUUCUCUUUAGAUUUCUUUGAAUGUUAAGAUAUAGUAAACUAUUAACUAUAAAAGGAUGUGCCAUCCCCCGGUGUAAUAUCAAAUCAUUGAAGGUCCUUCUUGCGACUCAGUUUAUCUUGUUUUUUGUUUUGUUUUUUAUUAUCAAUUUCUUAUACUCUAGUAUCUCAUGUUGUACAAUGAGUAUUUAUAUUAAUGUUCAUUUUAAUUUAAUUUUGUGUAUUUUGCUAUUUUGAAAAAUCUAUAAAAAUCUAUUGUGAAAAAACAUCAAAUCAUUGCGUAAUAUAUAUAAUUUUGAUAUAAACCCUGGUUCCCAUAGACCAGGUGUUCCCAACUCAGUCCUCAAGUACCCCCUACCAGUCCAGGAUUUAGGGAUUACCCUGUUGUGUCUAAAGUGUUUUUUGUUUUCUAAAAACACCUUAGACACAACUGGGUAAUCUCUUAAUCCUGGACUGGUAGGGGGUACUUGAGGACUGGGUUGGAAACCCCUGCCAUAUACCGUCCACAUCAGCGGCACAUUUGUAAUGUAGAAUUUACAGUUAUUUAUUAUCAAUGUCAAUUUCACUAACUUGUGUAACUCUGAUAUUUACAGAUAGCACUGGAUGAGCUAUGCCAACCUACCCACAACACUAUCACCACUGCCCAGGUUGGAUGAAAUUGACACCGAUACUGUAUAAAUGUUAAUUCCGCAUUAUUAAUGUUGCCGAGAUGGAUGCUGUGGGACUGCUAAGAAGUGCUCCAGUUUAUGUCAAACUGUUCCUAAACAGUUUGAUAUUAAACUGUGGGUCAGCACUAGAGCACUCUUGGCAGAGUAACCACCACAGUGAGCUUAGUGGUUAUGUCUCUCAGAUUGACCCUUUAAAUGUGUAUUAAAUGUGCAUUAAAAAGCAACCAAGUAAGCUGACGAGCCAUUGGGGGUUGUCCGAGGACUAUAUUUGAAGCAUGGCACAGUCAUUGUGGAAUCCAGUGGAAUAUUCCUUCUAAUUGCUCCAUUUUUGCAGUGUUGUCUCAGAAUAUCUUUUUAUAGAUAGCUUUCAUUCAUUUGUUUAUUUAAUUCGUACCUGCCAAUUCUUCUAAUUCACAAAAAGGCAUGAUGACAGACUAUCUAAUGCAUGUGAAAAAAUAAUUUUUAAUUUAUUCAAAUAUAUUAUUGGUAAAAAAAAAAAAGUGUAAAAAGAUAUUUCAUGACUAUAAGUUUGUUGGUGCAAGAAUAUUAAGUGAAAAUAGAUCAAUAAGGUAGUGGGUGAUGAUCAGUGUGUAUUGUAAGGCUAUUUCUUUAUUUUUUUGUGUGUAAUGAAUAUAUAAUCUUGUCAAUUUUUAACAUGGAUGGUGAAUAGAGGAGACAUGGAUGAGAUUCGUUUAAUCAAAUAAUAUAUACUCUAUUGUGUGUAUUGCCAAUAGGAUAUACCAUAUUUCAGUAUGUCAUGACUUUUUCACUAAACCAGAAAAAAAUAAUUCUUGUAAAUCUUCUCUGGGUAUUUUUAUUGACAGAAACAGAAUUUGCAUUUUAGCAUCAAUGGAAGAGUAUAGGUGUCGUCCAUCUUUCAGGAUAUGCAAUCAUGUUUAGAAAGCAUUUUGUAUUAUUAGAGGUCUUGUAUACCAGUUCUGUCUUAAUCAUAAUAACCAAACGCUUUACAGCCAAGAAUUCAUAUCAGAUCCUGUAAUGACAAAUGUUAAAAACGAAACAAACCAAAAAAACAUUUAGCAUUUGUAUUUUCAGCCUUGUGGGUACUUUCUGUUGCAGAAAUUAGUAUUUUGGGGGAACUUGAGAAGGAAUCGUGAAAGCAUAAGAGAUGAGCAUUUUGUAUUCUUUUGCAUGACUCAAAUUUCUGUUCAGUUUGACAAUAAUCAUAUCUCUACUAAUAAGGUAUCCACUGAUUGGUUCUCACAGAGAAAACUACACGACAAGCAAGAUGGCGAGGAAGCAACAGAGGAAGACACUGAAGAAAAAUGUACAAUAUGCCUUUCUAUAUUAGAGGAAGGGGAAGAUGUCCGGUAAAUAUACUUAUAGAGAUGUACAUCGUUUUUUGGGGGUAUUUUUAUUACAUUUCUUUUAAGUAUUUUAUUCUGUUGGUGUUAGGUUGAUGAUGAUUUUCUGUGAUGGUUAAAGACUAGUUAAAGAGGCACUCUGAGCAGCAGAAUUACUACAGCUUUGUAUUGUAGUGUUUCUGGGGCAAGGAGACUCUCCCUGCAGUCUGUGCAGUGUUUACAUUGUUGCUUAACGCCUCCUCUAUUGACUUCCACUUGAACAGCCGUUAGCAGGCUUCCUGGUUGCGAUGCAAAGUUUGCCAUUUGCUCUGGAUAGAGAUACAUUGAGUCAAAGCAUGUCUACGAGAAGAUUCUGAUUGGCGCAGUGCUGCUAUUGCCGCACAUGUGCAAUAGGCCUCAUAGGAAACCAUUUUGCUGGCUGAGAUCAUUAGUUUUGAGAUAAUCAAUAUUGUUGAUCUCACUAGUAGAGGAGGGACCACACGGUGACGUGCAUCCAGGAAUAUAAGGUAAGUAACAUGCUUUAUUUUAAUAUUUCAGGGGAGGAAAGGCUUAAUCUAAAUCGCCCCUACAUCACUCUAAUGUUAGGACUAUAUGUUUGUAUUCCAAAUGUCGCUGUUCCUUUAAUUAGCUCAUUAAUUAAAGAUCUUGCUUCAUGCACAUUUGAAAUAAUAAUAUAGUUGCUGAAAGGUCCAAGCUAAAGAACCACAUUACAUUAUUCUAUUUCUCUUUCAGACGCCUCCCGUGUAUGCAUCUCUUCCACCAAGUAUGUGUAGACCAGUGGCUGAUCACAAAUAAGAAGUGCCCCAUUUGUAGAGUGGACAUUGAAGCUCAGCUACCUACGGAAAGUUGACACUUCUCAAUACAGCAUUAUGUAUGCCGCUCACCCCACUCGGUACUGCAGCCAACCAAAGAUGGCAUGACUUAACUGCACAGAAGUGGAAGCAUUAAAUCUGGUCUGCUGGUUCUGCCUCAGUAUACAUCCAAUGCUAUAGACUACCAUUGUAUACAUGUCACAUUUAGGUCCUUUGCUGCUGGCAAGUUCCUUCUGGCAGGGAAGGGUAUAUAUAUAUAUUUAUACUGCUUUUUUUUUUCUCCCCUUAUUUUUUUCUCAGUUUGUUUUUAUGUAUGUAUUUUUUGCAUGGAUUCUUGUAUUGCAUUUCUUUGCACAUAUUAUGGGCUUUGUGAACCCUUAAACUUGCAGGCAAGAUCUAGCUGCUCUAGUUAGUAGAUGGUGAGCGUGAAUGUGAGUGAAUGAAUGAGUGAGCGAGCGCGCGUGUUUUUUUUGUUUUGUUUUUUAACUUUAGUCCCUUGCUAAAUGAACAUAUCAUUUUAUUCAUUACUAACAGUGAAGUCAUUAAUUUAAUCAAUCAUGUAUUUUAGUUUGUAAUGUAUAAAGAUCUAGAAGAGAAAAAAAAUAAAAGCAAGGAAAUAAUGUAUCAAACAUUCCUUAUUUAGGAAAGACUGGCUGCUGUAUAAAAUGAAAGUGCUGAAUCCAAUAACAUUCUUUUUUUAAUGCCGUGAUCACAAUGCUUUCACACUAACCUAGAAUAAAUAUUUGCCACACUGGUUCCAUUCUGUUUCCUUAUAAGUCACUUUCAGCACAGUACAAAUAUAUUUAAAUGUCAAUUUUAAGAAGUUUAAACUGCUGUUCACAAAUAUUUAUUUCCUUUACAGAUGUGAUUUGAUUUGAUUUUUCUCCUUUGCUUCUGUGAAACUGCUCUAACAAUGUGUCCAAUAGCAAGUAGUCAGGUACCUGGUCUUACCAAUGUGGGUAAGAAACAUCAUGGCUAAACCAAACAUUAACUGUAUAGUCUUAAUAGCAGCUGUUAUGGCAGAUGACCAUGCAUCCAGAUCAUUUUUUUUUUUCUUCCCAAAGUUUCUGCAAUCUCCCUCUGGGGGGAGGUAGGGGGGCUCCGAUUUAAUAAACUUAGCUAAAUAUAA